This is a messenger RNA of Solenopsis invicta (red fire ant), 631 nucleotides long. RefSeq names its product U6 snRNA-associated Sm-like protein LSm2. The transcript is spliced from 4 exons. Bases 230 to 520 code for a protein of 96 amino acids. Gene Ontology annotation, molecular function: RNA binding. Gene Ontology annotation, biological process: mRNA splicing, via spliceosome. The record is from RefSeq and is a predicted model, not a curated record. Lineage: Eukaryota; Metazoa; Arthropoda; Insecta; Hymenoptera; Formicidae. Gene Ontology annotation, cellular component: U4/U6 x U5 tri-snRNP complex; catalytic step 2 spliceosome; precatalytic spliceosome.
AUAUUGAUUUACAUAAACAUGCUCAUUGGUCUAAACAGUUUUUGCUGCGCACAUGCAGUAUAUGUCGUUUCAUAUGCGAUGGGUUUUAAAGGUGUAAAGGCUUGAUUUUGACGCUUUGUGAGUACGAUAGGUUAUAAUUUUGCCGCUAAGAUUGAUUUGUACUGCGUUUAUUAUUUAAAAUAGUUGUAAACUAUCAUAUACGAUCACAGGAAUUUCUUGCAAAUUGGUCAUGUUGUUCUAUUCCUUUUUCAAAUCCUUAAUCGGAAAGGACGUAGUGGUCGAAUUGAAAAAUGACCUCAGUAUUUGCGGGACAUUAUAUUCUGUCGACCAGUAUCUAAACAUAAAAUUGGCUGACAUUAGCGUAACGGAUUCGGAAAAGUAUCCACACAUGUUAUCAGUAAAGAAUUGCUUCAUUCGUGGAUCUGUGGUACGAUAUGUACAACUUCCAGUGGAUGAAGUAGACAUCCACCUCUUAACUGAAGCUGCGCGAAGAGAAGCGAUGAAUGCUCAAGCAAGAUAGUUUAUAAUUUUACUAAAUGUGUUGCUUAUAUUAAGAAUUCCUCUCUUUGAUUAUUAUAUACAUUUCGUAUUUAGUAUAGGAAUAAUAAUAUAUGAGGAGAGCAUUAUUUCA